Molecule: messenger RNA, 1425 nt
Organism: Cantharellus anzutake
Lineage: Eukaryota; Fungi; Basidiomycota; Agaricomycetes; Cantharellales; Hydnaceae
Product: UDP-glucose dehydrogenase
Exons: 8
Coding region: 1-1425 (474 amino acids)
Biological process (GO): glycosaminoglycan biosynthetic process
Cellular component (GO): cytosol; nucleus
Molecular function (GO): UDP-glucose 6-dehydrogenase activity; NAD binding
Source: RefSeq, a predicted model, not a curated record
AUGGCGCCCCUCAAAAUUACUAAAAUCUGCUGUCUCGGUCAGUGGGCGCCUGGAUAUGUUGGCGGACCCACCUGUUCUGUAAUUGCCUUAAAGUGUCCUCAUAUUCAAGUCACGAUCGUGGAUUUCAACCAAGCUCGCAUCGACGCGUGGAACUCCACCGAUUUUUGUCUCCCUAUCUAUGAGCCUGGUCUUGAGGACGUUGUCCGUCAGGCCCGCGGUCGAAACCUGUUUUUCUCCACGGAUGUUGACAAAGCUAUUCUCGAGGCCGAGUUGAUCUUUGUGAGUGUCAACACCCCAACCAAGAAGUCUGGUGUUGGGGCCGGCUUUGCUGCCGACCUCAAUUACGUGGAAUUAGCAACCCGUCAAAUUGCCCGCGUCUCCACUUCCUCUAAGAUUGUCGUAGAAAAGUCCACCGUUCCUUGCCGGACGGCAGAGUCCAUGCGAACAAUCCUCGAAGCGAAUUCCAAGCCUGACUGCCGAUUCGACAUUCUCUCCAACCCCGAGUUUUUGGCUGAAGGAACUGCUAUUCAGGAUCUAUUGAACCCCGACCGGGUGCUUAUUGGCUCACUCCAGUCUCCCGAGGGUCUGAGUGCGUGUGAGUCGCUUGCCGGGAUCUAUGCUCACUGGGUCCCCAAAUCCCGAAUCUUGACCGUUGGCCUAUGGUCUUCUGAGUUAUCGAAGCUAGCCGCCAAUGCGAUGCUUGCUCAAAGGAUUUCUUCUAUCAAUGCAUUGUCUGCCAUUUGCGAGGCUACUGGUGCCAAUAUUGACGAGGUCGCACAUGCAGUUGGCAAAGACAGUCGUGUUGGACCAAAGUUCCUGCGUGCAUCCGUUGGGUUCGGUGGAAGCUGCUUCCAAAAAGACAUCCUUAACUUGGUUUAUCUGAGCGAAUCACUUCAUCUGACAGAAGUUGCCGUGUACUGGCGUCAGGUCGUUGAGAUGAACGAAUACCAGAAGCGUCGUUUCUCGAAGCGCGUGGUGGAUACCCUCUUUAAUACCAUCACUGGAAAGCGCAUUGCGGUGCUCGGGUUUGCUUUCAAAGCCGAUACUGGAGACACUCGGGAGUCAGCCGCCAUCACACUUAUACGAGAUUUCUUGUCUGAGAAUGCACACGUUAACAUCUACGAUCCAAAGGUCGAGGAGUCUCAAAUCUGGAUGGACUUGCAGGAAGCAUCUCCGUCUCUGAAGCUCGCAGACAUUCAGAAGCACAUUAACAUCACGCAUUCUGUCACUGAAGCGACGCAGAAUGUAGAGGCCGUAGUGAUUGCGACUGAAUGGCCCGAAUUCAAACAGAUUGACUGGGCUGGGGUGUUCAGUCAGAUGAAGAAACCAGCCUUUGUAUUUGACGGCAGACUUGUCGUGAACGGGGAAGAGCUGCGCAAGAUCGGUUUCAAGGUCAGCAUUAUCGGGCGUGGUGAACGCCUUUAA